AUGUUUUCGCUUCAAGUUAAUAUUCCUGCUAAUGCUAAAUGGCCACAGAGCGGAGUGACUAUUGCUGGAGGUAACGGGUAUGGGGGUGCCACUAAUCAACUCUACUUCCCUCUUGGUCUUUUCGUUGAUGAUGAUCAAACAGUGGUUAUUGCUGACAACCAGAAUGGUCGUAUCAUGCAAUGGAAGAACAGUUAUACAACGAACGAACAAGUUGUUGCUGGUGGUAAAGGCCAAGGAACUCGAUUACAUCAAUUGGAUCGUCCAACUGAUGUAUUAAUUGACAAAGAGACGGAUGGUCUCAUUAUUUGUGAAGGCAGCCGAGUUGUACGAUUGUCUCGCCGUAGUGGUAUAACACAAGGUGAAAUACUCAUCGACAACAUCAAAUGUUGUGGAUUAGCAAUGGAUGAGCAGAGAUAUCUCUAUGUGGGUGUGUGUGUGGGUGCUGAGAAGAUUAUCACACAACAGCCACAACCACAUGGUGGUUGGAUGGAUAUAGCCUAUGCAAAAAGGCGCGCGCUUCAUUUUGUGUCAGGUAAAUACGAACAACCAAUAAAUAUAUUUUUGGUUAGACGCAGUUUCGAACAGUCUCUCACUAAUCGAAUGGGUUCUUUUAUGAGCUAUGCAAAAAUGAAGGAACAACCCAGUCGAAACUCAGGUAACGCACAGAUAUUUUUUCAACUUUGA
Molecule: messenger RNA, 684 nt
Organism: Rotaria socialis
Lineage: Eukaryota; Metazoa; Rotifera; Eurotatoria; Philodinida; Philodinidae
Source: the annotation of a GenBank genome assembly